CCUAAGGGCUCCCUCCUCCCUUCUUCCCCCCUCCUCUUCCCCUCUGACACUGCUUCCGGUGGUGACGUGUAUUCGCUUCACCGGGACUAAAGUUCCCCCUCCUCGGUCUAUGGGGGCGGGUAGAGGAAAGCCGAGAGCGCUCCCAACAAGGCCGCAGUAUCGCGCAAGCGCGGAAGGUGGCAGCGGGGCGGACCCCGGGGGCGAGGCGGGCCCCGCCUGGAGCGGCGUGGGCGGGGCGGGUGACGUCUCUCGUCCCCGGGUGUCGGGCCGUCGGACGGGCUCGUGCGGCCUCCUACCCCUCCCGCCGACUACUGCCCCCAACGGCUCUUCCGGCCCCAGUCGUGACUCCGUGGAGUGGGAGGGGCGCAGUCUCUUGAAGGCGCUCAUCAAGAAAGCUGCGCUGGGUGGGGAGCAGGUCCACAUCCUGGGCUGUGAAGUGAGCGAGGAAGAGUUUCGUGCAGGUUUUGACUCCAGUAUCAACAGCCGGCUGGUUUACUAUGACCUCUUCAGAGACCCGCUCAACUGGGCACAGACUGGGGAAGCCCUUCCGGGGGGACCCCUGGGAGCCUUGCAGGCCAUGUGCGAGAGGACGGAUCCUGGUCCUGUCACUGUGGCUCUCGAUUCACUGAGCUGGCUGCUGCUGCGUCUUCCCUGUGCCGCCCUCUGCCAGGCCCUCCAUGCCAUGAGCCGUCAGCACGCCUGCCGUGGUGGCGGCCCCGCAGCGGAGCAGCUGUGCGUGCUAGGCCUGCUGCACCGAGAGCUCCACGGCCCGGGCCCCAUGGGAGCAUUGAGCAGCCUUGCCCAGACCGAGGUGACCCUGAGUGGUACAGCGGGCCAGGCCUCGGCCCACAUCCUCUGUCGGAGGCCCCGACAGCGCCCAACCCUCGAGACUCUGUGGUUCUCCGUCCUGCCAGACUUGAGCCUGGAUCUCCAAGGGGGACCCCCGCUAGAGUCCCAGCCCCACCCAGAUCCUCACACACCGCAGACAGCAGGCUCUGCUGCGCCCUGGGCCCGGCCCUGCUACCAGCCGCAUCUUCUAUGAGCCAGACGCGUUCGAUGACCUGGACCCAGAAGACCCAGAUGGUGACCUGGAUGUUUGACGGGGAGCCUUGACUAGCCUGUACUGGGGAGGGGGGAGAGAGACCUUGGACGCGUAACCAUCCUUUCGUUGUUUGCGGCGGCCUUACCCUGCCCUACCUGUGUUCCCUGUGUGCGGAGGUCCUGCCUCGUGACCCCCGAGUCAGGGAGUAGCUUCCAGGCGGGACAAAACGUGGGAAGGGGCAGAGGGGAAGGUGAGGGAACAGAGACGCCUCCCUUCCCAGCCUAAUAAAAUCUAUUUUUUUACGAAAAAAGAAA
Molecule: messenger RNA, 1356 nt
Organism: Prionailurus viverrinus (fishing cat)
Lineage: Eukaryota; Metazoa; Chordata; Mammalia; Carnivora; Felidae
Gene: ELP5
Product: elongator acetyltransferase complex subunit 5
Exons: 7
Coding region: 110-1042 (310 amino acids)
Biological process (GO): tRNA wobble uridine modification
Cellular component (GO): elongator holoenzyme complex; cytosol; nucleus
Molecular function (GO): tRNA binding
Source: RefSeq, a predicted model, not a curated record